This is a messenger RNA of Rhododendron vialii, 1836 nucleotides long. RefSeq lists its product as uncharacterized. The record is from RefSeq and is a predicted model, not a curated record. Bases 1002 to 1352 code for a protein of 116 amino acids. NCBI's taxonomy places the organism in Eukaryota, Viridiplantae, Streptophyta, Magnoliopsida, Ericales, Ericaceae. The transcript has 2 exons.
UAAAUACAAUGAGAUGAAGCCCUAGCAAGAUACAGCCCACUCUUUGUCUCUCUCUCUCUCUCAAGUCGUCUCUGUCUCUCACUCUCUCAAACUCAACAUCUCUCUCUCAAUCUCAACGGCUCUCUGCUCUGACCUCUCACCUAUCUCUCACUCUCAACGACUCUCUCUCUCUCUCUCUCUCUCUCUCUCUCUCUCUCCCUAGUCGAGUUUGCCCGAGUUUGCCCGACUCAAACGAGUCAAACCCUCCAUUACGUUCAGCGAUUUGUCUCUGAAACUCGACGGCUGAGGUCGUUUCCGGUGACAGACACGUACGGCGAGUUUCCGUUUCUGGUCACAGACAUCAACAGAUCUGAUAUUUCCCUCUCCACACGUCAACAGGAGAUGGAUCCUGAAAACAUUCAUUUUGACAAUGAGGAUUUAAACUCUGACUUGGAUGAUGAAAUCAAGCCGUGCAUUUUGCAGUUUAGAAGUAACGGGUGUCAUGGGUCAGUUGUUGAUGAUUCGAGCAAGAUAAACUAAAAAGCAGUGCACUUUCAGUUGAAUCUAGCUUGUGUAAAAUUCGGUGUUGUAAUGUACUAAUGCAUAGUAUUAUGUUUGUAGUACCAACACAAGCUUCCCAAAUAAAUUCCAAGACAAAGGACUAAACAAAAUCCAAAUCCUGGGAUUAUUUCUCAUUAUUCAACUUGUACAGGACAUUAUCAUCAUCCAUCAUUGAAGGAAUUUAUUUAAAAUGGCACGACUUAAAACGGCUCGGACCCGACACGACUAAGUAAACAAGCCGGCAAGUCUUGACACGAUCGAAAAUAGCACGGCACGACACGAUUUAAGAAAAUGGGCCAGCACGACACGACGCGAUUGAAAACGGCACGGCACGACACGAUUUAAGAAAAUGGGUCGGCACGACACGACAUGAUUUAAGAAAAUGGGUCGGCACGACACGACACGAUUGGCAAACAGCACGGCACGACACGAUCCGAUUUAAGUAAACGGACCGGCACGGCAUGACACGAUUGCCAAAUGGCAUGGCACGACACGAUUUGAGUAAAUACUGUAAACGGGCCGGCACGAAGCACGGAGUUAAACGGGCUGUGAUGUGCCGUUUGACACAUCUACCCACCACCACCACCACCGCUCCUACCACCACCUACACAACUCCACCACCACCACUCCACCACUACCGCCACAACCACCACCACCGCCACUACCAUCACUACACCCCACCACCGCUCCUACCACCACUUCACCACCUCCACCACCAUCACCACCACUCCACCGCCACUGCCACUCCACCAACCACCACCACCACUUUACCACAACCACCACCACCACCACCAUCAUAUCACCACCACUAGCUCCACCACUCCACCACCACCACCACCACCACCACCACCACCACCAUCAUUACACCACCACCACCGCUCCUACCACCACUUCACCACCAUCACCACCAUCACCGCCACUCCACCACCACUACCAUCACUACACCACCACUCCCACGCAAUGUUCCAAAAAGCGCUCGGCGCUAGGCGGGCGGCCGACCACCUUCAAGCUUCGAGACCUAUUAAUCGGCCAUUAAUCGCCUUUUAGCAAUUAGUCGGUUUUUUUUUUUUUUAAAUAUUCUACAACCUCCCUAUCAUCAAUAAUCACAGUUUUUCUAGUUGAUGUGAUAUAUCUUCUCUACCAUCAAUACUUACUAGUUACUACACGUCUACCGGUCUACACGGCUACGGCCUACACCAAACGGUCCAAACCAUAAAUUUACAAUACUACACUACUCUGCUACUCAGACUCAAGUGUUAAAUUUUGUAAAAAAAAAUACUACUCACUACAGAGAGG